Molecule: messenger RNA, 3065 nt
Organism: Asterias rubens (European starfish)
Lineage: Eukaryota; Metazoa; Echinodermata; Asteroidea; Forcipulatida; Asteriidae
Product: clathrin heavy chain 2-like
Exons: 8
Coding region: 157-1290 (377 amino acids)
Biological process (GO): receptor-mediated endocytosis; intracellular protein transport
Cellular component (GO): clathrin coat of trans-Golgi network vesicle; clathrin complex; clathrin coat of coated pit
Molecular function (GO): clathrin light chain binding; structural molecule activity
Source: RefSeq, a predicted model, not a curated record
GUAUCGUCAAUUAUGUAUCGUGCAUCGUGUGCUUGCGUAUGGUUCUGAGAAAUUUUCCAGCUUUAAUUGGGGACAUCCUCCCUUUACUCAUGUUUUUCUUCGAGUCACUACUACCUGCAUAAUGAUAACAUAAGCCAGGUGAGAAGCUGUGGAAAAAUGGCCGAGAGAGAAGAGGGUCCACUCGUUCUUGUUCAGCAAGUUUUCCAGCUCUGCAGCUUUGGGGUGAAGCAGGAGCAGGUGAGCUUCCCUCGUGUGACUAUGUCUUCCCACCGUUGGAUCUGCUGUCGACACACCGGCCGAAAACGCCGUAAAGUGGACAGCAUAACGGCCAUCAACCUAACCCGCAAGACGCCGCGGUCACUGACAUGGCCGUGCGUGGCUGACUCCGCCAUGAUGAACCCUAGAAAACCAUGGCUUGCUCUCAAAGUUGGACGUCAUUUUCAAGUGUUCAACAUUGUAGCAGAGAAGCAGCUGCAUCGCUGCACCACAAAAGACGAUGUGCAAUACUGGACCUGGAUCAGCGAUGAUAUCAUCGGGAUGGUCGGAGCUAAAGCUGUAUAUCACUGGGAUCUCUCACCACCAGCUGAUUUAGGGCCCCAGAAGGUGUUUGCAAGACACACAAGACUUAGCGUGUGUCAGAUCAUCAGCUACAAGGCAGAUCCAACCCAGAGGUGGCUUGCCCUGGUCGGUCUCUAUAGGGACUAUGAUAGUGAGUCCAAUGAGUUUCAUGUGAACAACAUAUCAGGAAUUGCACAAGUCUACUCCAUAGACAACAAGUGGAGCCAGCCCAUGGAUGCCCAGGCUGUGUCGUUUGCAACGUACCGACGCAGCGAGAAUGUGCUGCCCUCGUCGUUCCUCUGUGUGGCCAAUAGACUAUCAGCGCAACAGGGAAAGCUCCAUGUCAUCGAGCUGGGACCGCACAAACCUGGGAAUGCUGCCCUCAUCAGCUGUACAGAACAAUUAUAUUUCGACGAAAGCGACCCUUACGACUUUCCUGUAUCUAUUCAGAUUUGUUCCAACUAUGGCCUAGUUUACGUCCUGACCAAGUACGGCCAUGUGAAAGUGUGUGAUAUUGAAACGGGUACCUUCCUCUGUACUGCUAGCGUCUCGCCUCUGACUCUCUUCACUGGGGCACCAGACUGUGAAGGCAAAAGAGCCCUUGUGGUUGAUCGGAGUGGGAAGUUUUCUUCAGUUGGAGUACGCGAACAAGCAUUAAUUGAACACACAAGAACUAACUUGAAAAGACCGGCCAUUGCAAGGAGACUAGAGAAGUCUAUGUUUCCAGAAUGAUCCGGCUUCUGAUGAUUGCGAAUGCGUGAGAGAGAUUCCAUGAGACCACAAGAUCAGUGUGAACAGGUGUUUUUUAACGAGGUUAAAGGUCAAGACCAAGAGAGCAUCGAUGCGACUGCAACUUUGGGGUUUUAUACAGCAACCGGAUGGCUGUCGUUGCUACAUUGGAAAUGGAGAUUCAGAGUUAAACCAAGAGAUGCUUCAGGCCUGUAUGCUUCGUUUUUGAAAGGGCAAGGGCACCAAGGCAAAUUUUUCAACUUGGUAAAGCGCACCUGAAGAGGAAAUUGUAAAUUUCUAGAUAAGCAUUUCAUGUACACAAAGGCAUCGACCAAGGGGCUUAUGAGGCAGUCGCCUGCAUUGCCUCCGGGUUAGUAUCGUGCAUGCUGCGCUGCUUUCCACCCACUAAGUGAUGACAAAAAAAGAAGCCGCGAAAAGAGAUAUGGUAUGUGUCAAGUGUGUGGUUGAUCUACUGUUGCCAUACAUGUGAAAGUCUCUAGCCAUCAGGCUAGCUUGACAAGACAUCUGCUCUAUGCAAAGGUCAUGGGUUUCGAAUCCCACCCGAGUGAUUUGCUUGUGGAUUUUGGCUGACAGUCGUAACUGGUGGAUCUGAAGGAACAAGGUAUUUUUAUGGAUGUUUUUUUAAUUGGUGCUUGUACAAAUUGAUCAAGAGUGUAUGUAUAGGGGACGAGGGAACAGAAUGAGGGUCAUUAGAGUUAAAGAAAUGAGAUUGCCCCUUGCCUGCAUUUCCUUCAUUCUUGUUUUCAGACCUACAUUGAUGAACCAGGCAUGCUCAGCAGAUGAGCUGAUUUCCUCUUUUUUUCUUGGUUUUGUGUGCCAUUGCAAGCUAAAAAACAAACACUACAAAUAUUCUAUUCUAUUUAACCUUUGUGGUACCGGCUGCUAACACAUAGAAUUUGAAUUGUAUCUAGCUAACGAGCUAACUCGGUGGUCUAGCAGUAAGACUUUUGCUCUAGCAAUGCAAAGGUCAUGGGUUCAAAAUCCCAUGGGUUCAAAAUCCCACCCGAGUGAUUUGCCUGUGGAUUUUUGCACAGAAAUUUGGAAAGUACACAGUGCCUAUACACGUCGGUGUAAGGGUACAAAACAUGAAUAUCUCUAAUGUGCAAAUCAACCAAUUAUAUCGCAUAAAUCCACCAGGAAACCAACACCAGGGCCCAUUUGCAUUGAACUGCUUUAAGCACAAAGUAGCUAAGCUUACCAGAGCAAGGUAACCAGCCAAAAGACUAUUUCGCAUGUACCAUUAGUGACUGGUAUCCUGCUCAAUUCUGCUAAGCAGGAAGUUGUUAAACAAUAUUUUCUGCUUAUGCAGUUCUAUGAAAUUGGGCCCAGUCCCCCACAUCAAUACUUACCAUCCUCCUGUCUGCCAAGAAGUAAAACUCACUCUCAAUUUGCGUUUUGUAAAAAAAUAAAAUUGGAGUGGUUUGAGAGGAUAAGUGUUCUUUGUAAAUUUAAACUUGUAUCCCACCAGAACGAAUAGAUUGCAACAGAGGUUUAAAAUGAUUAAGUUUGCAUGGUAGACGAGUUUGCUUGUUAUGUGAUUAGUGGUCAUGUUUACACAUUCAGUCUUUUUACAUGUAUUACGAAUGACUGUAAAUUUAUGUACUUUAAUCAAAUCGGGUCAGAUAAACUGAGUUUAAUGAAGUUUAUGAGAAAGGGGUAAUUUCUCUGUCACAUAUUAAAAGACACCAGGCCUGAAGCCUUUUUUCGGUAUCUGAAAGCACACAAAUUUGUGCAACAAGAGUGGUUUUGUUUUUCUU